CCAUCUAUCAUGAUUAUUAUUCAUCAUCAUCAUCAUCCUUAUCAUCUUUAUCAUUGUCUACUUCAAAAAAUGAAACUUUUCUUGCAAAUCUAAAGAUAAUGUCAACAUUAUUGCAUGGAUUUUUAUUGUCGAUAUUUGGUGCAACAUAUUUAUUUACAAUUUGGUUUAGUUGGAAUAAAAAUCGUUCAAUCAUAUGGGAUUAUCUUUAUUUAACACAUUGGAAUCUAACAUUUCAGGUAUUUUUCUUAAUUAUCGAAUUAUUAAGUGAUUUUUCAUCAACAUUUGAUGAAAUGACCAUUAUAUUUCGUAGUAAAUUUCUUCAUUCAAUUUUGAUACCAUUUUCACUUUGUGUUUCAAUUGUUUUUUGGGUAAUAUGCAUAUUUUACAAUGAAAAUGUUUUACGUGGUCCACCGGCAGAACGAUGGCCUGAAUGGCAUAAUCAUAUAUCGCAUACGAUAAUUUUACCAGCCAUUGUAAUUGAAUGUAUUAUCAAUGAUCAUCGAUUACCCAUUGGAUAUCAUUCAUUAAUGAUUACAAUUGUAAUGGGUGCAACAUAUAUUCUUUGGGUAACAUUUUUUGGUGUUGUUUUUGGAAAAUAUUCAUAUGAAUUAAUAGAAACGGCAUCGGCAACAAAAACGAUUUUUUUCUUUUUAUUAUUAAUGAUUUUCUUAAUCAUUGCUAAUCAUAUUGGCCGAUGGAUGCAUAUUAUAUAUUGGCGAAAACGACGAACAACUUUAAUGCAAAAAAAUAAAUAAAAAUAAAUAAAUAUCCACACACAUAUUGCGCCCAUA
Dermatophagoides pteronyssinus (European house dust mite) is the source of this 791-nucleotide messenger RNA. RefSeq lists its product as uncharacterized. NCBI's taxonomy places the organism in Eukaryota, Metazoa, Arthropoda, Arachnida, Sarcoptiformes, Pyroglyphidae. Gene Ontology annotation, cellular component: endomembrane system; membrane. The record is from RefSeq and is a predicted model, not a curated record.